Vicia villosa (hairy vetch) is the source of this 1083-nucleotide messenger RNA. Its product is annotated as vesicle-associated protein 1-2-like. Gene Ontology annotation, cellular component: endoplasmic reticulum membrane; plasma membrane. The record is from RefSeq and is a predicted model, not a curated record. Lineage: Eukaryota; Viridiplantae; Streptophyta; Magnoliopsida; Fabales; Fabaceae. Bases 134 to 856 code for a protein of 240 amino acids. The transcript has 8 exons. Gene Ontology annotation, biological process: endoplasmic reticulum membrane organization.
UCCAAGUACAACAACACUCUGUCCCACGUUAUUAGUCUUCUCCAACUCUCUCUCUACCUAACAACCGUUUUCUUCUCACCGGAAAAUCAACACUGAUUUUAGUCUCCGCCGAUUCUUCUCCGAUCCCUCCGCCAUGAGCUCCGGCGAACUCCUCCAGAUACAUCCUCAAGAGCUACAGUUUCCCUUUGAAUUGAGGAAGCAGAUCUCAUGCUCUUUGCAAUUAUCUAACAAGUCAGAUAACUAUAUAGCUUUCAAGGUUAAGACUACAAAUCCAAAGAAGUAUUGUGUUAGGCCUAACAAUGGAGUUGUGUUGCCUAGGUCUACUUGUGAUGUUACAGUUACAAUGCAAGGCCAAAAGGAGGCACCUCCUGACAUGCAAUGCAAAGAUAAGUUUCUCCUUCAAAGCGUAGUUGCAAGCCCUGGAGCAACGACGAAAGAUAUCACUCCGGAAAUGUUUAAUAGAGAGUCCGGCUAUGAAGUUGAUGAGCGCAAGUUGAGAGUUGUCUAUGUUGCUCCUCCUCAACCACCAUCCCCAGUUCGUGAAGGAUCUGAUGAAGAUUCGUCUCCUCGAGCAUCUGUAUCAGAAAAUGGCCAUUCAAGUGCUGUGGAAUUUCAGGCUUCGAAAGCUUUCAACGAACGGGUUGAACAGAAGGAUGCUUCAUUUCAGGCAAGAACGCUUACUUCAAAGGUGAUUGAGGAGAGGAAUUCUGUUGUUGAGCAAAAUAAAAAGCUCCGGCAAGAACUGGAGCUUUUGAGGCGUGCGUCCAACAGAAGCGGCGGUGGUAUACCCUUUAUGUAUGUAGUUAUUGUUGGCUUGGUUGGCAUGAUUUUGGGUUACCUAUUGAAGAGAACAUGACUUGUGAUUUCAAGAUUCAACAGAAUGAUCAAAAUUGUAGAAAGCAAUAAGAAGCAAAAUGUGUGAUAUGUAAAAACCAAUUAUACUGUCAUGUUUUGUGUUGUAUUGUUCCUAGAAAUUUGCAAUGUGUGAUGAGAAAAUAGGUAUACUCUAUAAGAACUAUACUAGCAAUCAUAGAUAAUAGAUAGAUUGAUGAAAUCUAUAUCAUGGAAACUGUUGUUAUUUGA